AUGCCACCCCCUGCUAACACAAGGCGAGCCCCCAGCCCACCAGAUGGUGGCUGGGGCUGGGUGGUGGUCUUUGGUGCCUUCGUGUCUAUCGGCUUUGCGUACGCAUUCCCCAAAGGUGUAGCCAUCUUCUUCAAAGAAAUCCAAGAUUUCUUUGGCACAUCCUAUAGCGAGGUCGCGUGGAUCUCCUCCAUCAUAUUGGCCACAACGUACGGUGCCGGUCCCAUUAGCAGUAUUCUAGUAAACCGCUAUGGCAGCCGACCCGUGGUUAUGCUUGGAGGCCUGCUGUGUGGCAUUGGGAUGGUCUCAGCUGCCUUCUGCACCAGUAUCAUGCAGCUCUACAUCUGUGUGGGCUUCAUUACAGGUCUGGGCCUUGCUCUCAACCUCCAGCCAUCAGUGAUAAUGAUAGGUAAAUACUUUCUAAAGCGAAGACCCGUUGCGAAUGGCCUUGCUAUGGCAGGGAGCCCUGUGAUGCUUUGCACCCUGGCUCCUCUCAACCAAUUCCUUUUUGACAGUUUUGGCUGGAGAGGCAGUUUUUUAGUCCUUGGAGCAAUUUUAUUGAACUGCUGUGUGGCAGGAGCUCUCUUCAGACCCAUUGGGCCAGGCACAGCAUCAGUCAAAACUCAGGUGACUGAGGAAGGGAAGGGUGCUCUGAAACGAGAAGACACUGAAGAUGCCAUGGAAAUGAGUAGUCCCACAAACCUACCUGUGAAGAACAAAACAGAAGAGGAAAGAGACAGGGACUGUUGUGAAAAAAUCAAUCAGUACCUUGAUUUUUCCCUCUUUAAGCACAGAGGGUUUUUGAUUUACUUGAUUGGAAAUGUGCUCAUGUUCCUGGGUUUUUUUGCCCCCAUUAUUUUUCUGGCACCCUAUGCAAAGCACAUUGGCUUUGAUGAAUAUUCAGCUGCUUUCCUCCUUUCAAUCCUUGCUAUCGUGGAUAUAGUUGCCCGCCCUACCACCGGCAUCAUUGCAAACAGCAAGUGGGUGAGGCCACGGAUUCAAUACUUUUUCAGCUUCUCCAUCGCUUUCAAUGGCACGUGCCACCUUCUGUGCCCACUGGCUUCGAGCUACACAGGACUUGUUAUCUAUUCUGUCUUUUUUGGCUUGGCUUUUGGCAUGGUUUGUGCCAUGCUCUUUGAAACACUCAUGGACCUUGUGGGAGCUGCCCGGUUCACAAGUGCUGUUGGCCUGGUCACCAUUGCAGAGUGCUGUACAAUACUGCUUGGGCCACCUAUUGGAGGAAAGCUUAUUGAUACCUUUGGGGACUAUAAAUACAUGUUCAUUAAAUGUGGAGUUGUGAUGGUGCUGGCAGGAACCUUCCUGUUCAUCAUGAAUUAUUAUAAUUAUCGCAUGCUUGCCAAGGAGGAAAAGGAGAGAAAGGCAAAAGAAGAGGAUCCUAAAACUGUAAGGACAGAAAAUGAAUGCAGAAAUAACUGGAUCAAAGAAACCACACAGGAUGGGCCUGAGCUGGAACCUUUGAGAGAGGAACAAGGACCAAAGAAGGAAGUGAAUGGCAUAAUUGAGGUUUAA
This is a messenger RNA of Melopsittacus undulatus (budgerigar), 1527 nucleotides long. RefSeq names its product monocarboxylate transporter 2-like. Gene Ontology annotation, molecular function: monocarboxylic acid transmembrane transporter activity. NCBI's taxonomy places the organism in Eukaryota, Metazoa, Chordata, Aves, Psittaciformes, Psittaculidae. The record is from RefSeq and is a predicted model, not a curated record. Gene Ontology annotation, cellular component: plasma membrane. The coding region runs from base 1 to 1527 and encodes 508 amino acids. Gene Ontology annotation, biological process: transmembrane transport; monocarboxylic acid transport. The transcript is spliced from 4 exons.